Molecule: messenger RNA, 1725 nt
Organism: Colletotrichum karsti
Lineage: Eukaryota; Fungi; Ascomycota; Sordariomycetes; Glomerellales; Glomerellaceae
Exons: 2
Coding region: 1-1725 (574 amino acids)
Biological process (GO): protein phosphorylation; mitotic DNA damage checkpoint signaling
Cellular component (GO): nucleus
Molecular function (GO): ATP binding; protein serine/threonine kinase activity
Source: RefSeq, a predicted model, not a curated record
AUGACGCAGUGUUCGACCCAGCGGGAUUCCUCAGCUGGCUUCAAUCAACCCAACCACACCAAUCUGGAUGCCAUCGACCAAUUGACUCGCUUUGGCCAGGCCUUGAACGUCGAGCACUGGGCCACCCCAGACAGUGUCUUAAAGGCAUACUCUCCCUUCCAUGCCCCGGGGCCAACUUCCGCCAACAACCAACCUCAGCCUCAGCCCCAGGCUCAACUGCAAUUGGCCCAUCGCCCAGUAACCGCCGACGACGAAACCACACGAGAUCGAGGUGCUGCCACCAUGGCCACCGCCACGAGGAAAAGAAGUCGAGAGGGCUUUGAAAUCCACGAGGAUCCCCCACACGCUCGCACCGAGGACACUGAGAUGGUCGCUGGCUCCGAGCACCAGACCGAGGUCGAAGAAGACGAUGAUGCCGACGACCACGAUCAAGACGCUUCAGAAGAGAGCUCCGACGAGGACGAUGUUGUCGACUCCAACACACAGCGCGACAUUGAGCGUCUCCAAGACGACUUUCCCACCUUUAAUCAAAGGUACCGCCUGAUCAAGAGGAUUGGUGAAGGCACAUUUUCAACCGUAUACAAGGCCGAGGACGUUUGCUACGACAGAUACGAAAACGACUGGGACAUCGAAAAGGACGACCCGAGAACAAAAUGGAAUACCCCGCCGCUGAAGCGCUACGGCAGCAACACACCAACCACAAGAGAGCAGCCACGCCGCAAGCGCUAUGUUGCCAUCAAGAAGAUCUACGUCACGUCGAGUCCCAGCCGCAUCCUGAACGAGCUGGAGUUGCUCCACGACCUACGAAACUGCCCUGCAGUCUGCCCUCUGAUAACAGCCUUCCGCAGCACCGAUCAGGUCGUCGCUAUUCUACCCUACUUCCGCCACGAGGACUUCCGUGACUACUUCCGCCAGAUGAAGGUCUCGGACAUGGUCAUUUACCUCCGCAGCUUGUUCACUGCACUCAAGGCCGUCCACGACCACAAGAUCCUCCACCGCGACAUCAAGCCCACGAACUUUCUCUACGAUCCCCAAUCACGCCGCGGUGUGCUGGUCGAUUUCGGUCUCGCAGAGCGGGAGGGAUCCGACAGCAAGCCAUGCCUGUGCCACGAGACUAAAGAGGUCCGCAAGCACAGGAUACAGAACAGCCCCGCGGCAUCGCACAACGGACCGCAACAAGGCUACCCCAAAACGGACACUCGACCGUCGCGGCGAGCCAACCGUGCCGGCACGAGAGGCUUUCGUGCCCCGGAGGUUCUCUUCAAGUGCACAGAACAGACGACCAAGAUUGACAUCUGGUCCGCGGGUGUCAUUCUGCUGACGAUAAUGAGCAAGCGCUUUCCGUUCUUCAAUAGUGCCGACGACGUCGAGGCCAUGAUUGAGAUCGCCACCAUCUUCGGCACCAAGCGCAUGAAGAUGGCCGGCCUCCUGCACGGCGCCAUGUUCGAGACCAACAUCCCCACCGUUGGCGGUGCAGGCUUCUCGCUGGAGAAGAUCAUUUUGUGGUCAACGUGUCGUACCGACGGCGGCAAGGACGGCCAGCCCGGCAUUCCACUGACUGACGAGGAGAAGUUGGCCGUCGAGUUCUUGGGCCGCUGCCUGGAGCUCGACCCAGCCAGGAGAAUCAGUGCCAAGGAGGCAUUGGAGCACCCGUUCUUGCGGGAGCCAGAGCCCAAACCCUCGGUGGAGACGGAGGAUGACGAGAUGGACAUGUUGGAGGCGUAA